AACAAAUUCACAAAAGUCAUCCAAACUUUCAACGAGAAUCUUGAUUCCAAAUCUGACAAAAGGUGGAAUCGUGCACGCCUCUCCAAGUAUCUCCGGCUCCGAUACUCCAUUUGGUGGAUUCUUAGGAGAAAAAGUUUCAAUCUUUGUUGGAUUUUCUGAUGGGUUUGCUCUGAAUCGAUUGGAAAAUCAAACCGGUGUGGAGUCUGCAAAGUUUGGUUAAUAUGAACAGUCUUGUCAGAAGGAAACAAGUUGAUUCUGUUCAUCUGAUCAAAAACGAUGGACCUCAUCAGCUUGCCAAGAAACUAUCCGCCGUUGAUCUUGUUGCUAUUGGAGUUGGGACAACAAUUGGAGCAGGAGUGUAUAUUCUUGUGGGAACAGUAGCUAGAGAGCACACAGGACCUGCUCUUGCUGUAUCAUUCUUCAUUGCUGGUGUAGCUGCUGCUCUCUCGGCGUGUUGUUAUGCUGAGCUUGCUUCUCGUUGUCCAUCUGCUGGGAGUGCUUAUCAUUAUGCAUACAUUUGUCUUGGAGAAGGGAUUGCUUGGUUGGUUGGUUGGGCGCUGGUGUUGGAUUAUACAAUUGGUGGAUCAGCCAUUGCCCGUGGCAUAACUCCAAAUCUGGCAUCUUUUUUUGGUGGUUUAGACAAACUUCCUGUGUUCUUAGCUCGACAAACUAUACCCGGGGUUGGUAUUGUGGUUGAUCCAUGUGCAGCACUUUUGAUUAUGAUUGUCACGAUACUACUAUGUUUUGGGAUAAAGGAGAGUUCAUUAGUACAAGCAAUUGUAACAUCAGUGAAUGUUUGCACCUUGGUUUUCAUCAUAGUAGUUGGUGGAUAUUUAGCUUGCAAGACUGGAUGGGUUGGAUAUGAUCUUCCGAGUGGGUAUUUUCCUUUUGGACUAAAUGGGAUACUUGCCGGAUCUGCUGUAGUAUUCUUCUCAUACAUUGGAUUUGAUACUGUAACUAGUACGGCUGAGGAGGUGAAAAAUCCUCAAAGGGAUCUUCCAUUGGGAAUCGGGAUUGCAUUACUGAUAUGCUGCAUUUUAUAUAUGCUUUUAUCAGUAGUUAUUGUUGGAUUAGUCCCAUACUAUUCAUUGAAUCCUGAUACUCCUAUCUCCUCUGCAUUUGGAGACAGUGGGAUGCAAUGGGCAGCGUACAUCUUAACCACUGGGGCAAUAACUGCUCUAUGUGCGAGUUUGUUGGGUUCCCUUCUGGCUCAGCCACGAAUUUUCAUGGCAAUGGCUAGGGAUGGAUUGUUGCCGGCUUUCUUUUCAGAAAUUAGCCCACGAACUCAAGUACCAGUGAAAAGCACAAUAGCUAUUGGUGUGCUUGCCGCUGCACUCGCAUUUUUCAUGGAUGUUGCACAGUUGUCCGAGAUGUAUAGUGUUGAUAUUGUUGAAGCAAUUGGCAUAUAUUUUGGAGUUGAGACACGCCUAAACACACUCUAUUACGCAUGUGUGCUAGUUCUUAGAUAUGUACCACCAGAUGGAGUUCCCCUAGCAUCUUCAUCUCAAACUUUGAGUGAUACCGAUGAAAGUGGAGCUGAAACUGAAACUUUUCUUGUGGAUGCUAUAGAAUCUUCUGAUUCCCCUCUACUUGGCAAUGAAACUGCACGAGAUGAAAAGUAUUUUGGAAAGAGAAGAAAAAUUGCGUCCUGGAGUAUAGCUCUUGUGUGCAUAGGUGUGCUAGGUCUUGCUUCAGCAGCUUCGGCUGAGCGUCUUCCAAGUUUUCCUCGGUUCACUAUAUGUGGUGUCAGUGCCGUCAUCUUGCUUGGCAGUUUGAUUACUCUUGGCUACAUCGACGAGGAUGAAGAAAGGCACAACUUUGGACACAAAGGAGGGUUUCUCUGCCCAUUCGUCCCAUACCUUCCAGUUCUUUGCAUAUUGAUCAACACCUACUUGAUCAUCAACAUUGGAGCUGGGACAUGGAUCAGGGUCUUGGUAUGGCUACUUAUUGGAAGCAUGAUCUAUCUCUUCUAUGGCCGAUCUCACAGCUUACUGAACAAUGCGGUUUGCGUUCCAAGGACGACUUGUACCAGAAAAACAACAGAUCAUCUUGCUUAAGAUUGGUGGUUCAAUGCAGCAGCUGAAGGGAGUCGAGCUCAAGCUUUGUUGUUGCUGAAGUAGCAUCGAAAGAGAAUUAAACAGUUUGGCACAAGAUUAAAAUACAUACAAGAACAUUUCAUGUACAUUGUUUAGUCAUUCAAAACGUAUAAUGUCAUUUUUGUCCCAACGUACAUUGGACUUUGAAGUAGUCCAUUUAAAAACUCUCAUGAAUCAUCAUGGUACUAACAUGAAAGAAGACAGUGUUGUGGUUAGUAUACUA
Arabidopsis lyrata subsp. lyrata is the source of this 2319-nucleotide messenger RNA. RefSeq names its product cationic amino acid transporter 4, vacuolar. Gene Ontology annotation, molecular function: amino acid transmembrane transporter activity. The transcript is spliced from 15 exons. Gene Ontology annotation, cellular component: membrane. The record is from RefSeq and is a predicted model, not a curated record. The coding region runs from base 222 to 2057 and encodes 611 amino acids. Gene Ontology annotation, biological process: transmembrane transport; amino acid transport. Lineage: Eukaryota; Viridiplantae; Streptophyta; Magnoliopsida; Brassicales; Brassicaceae.